UCAAGCUCCGCCCACUCACAGCAGUAAACAGGAAUGCUAGCUGUUAAGAAACAUCGUUUGAACGAUCGUUUAAGUUGUUCACUAUAGACGGACAAUUUGCCUAUUAAAGGCGAUGGAAGACGACAUUCUGACAACGUUGAAAAUACUAAUCAUUGGAGAAAGUGGCGUCGGGAAGUCCAGCCUUCUCCUAAGAUUCACAGAUGACACAUUUGACCCAGAGCAAACAGCCACAAUAGGUGUUGAUUUCAAAGUAAAGACCAUCAGUGUAGAUGGCAAUAAGGCAAAGCUAGCAAUAUGGGACACUGCUGGGCAGGAGCGUUUCAGAACCCUGACGCCCAGUUACUAUCGUGGUGCACAAGGAGUCAUCCUAGUGUACGAUGUCACAAGGCGAGAAACUUUUACCAAACUGGAAAACUGGCUCAAUGAACUGGAGACGUACUGUACAAGGAACGAUCUUGUGAAAAUGCUCGUUGGAAACAAGAUAGACAAGGAAAACCACGAACUCGACAGGGCCGAAGGGCUGAAGUUUGCAAGAAAACAUUCCAUGCUUUUUAUAGAGGCCAGUGCAAAAACUCGUGAUGGCGUUCAGUGUGCAUUUGAGGAACUCGUCGAAAAGAUCAUCCAGAGUCCGGGAUUAUGGCAGAGCGAGAGCCACGGCCGAGCCGUGCAGCUCACCGACGAGGACGCGGGAGGCGGCGCCUGCGGAGGAUACUGCUCGCUGCUUUAGAUAACAGGCGUGUUUUUUUUCUGACAUACAGGUGUGAAUACCCAAAACACUCCGACACAAAUCGCCGCUUCCGUCCUCUUCCCCUCACACGUCGUGUUGCCGUGAGCUGAAUACCCAGACUUUGGGCUCGGAUCAUCCACCUCGCCUGCGUUCACACGGGUGUUACUCUUUGCACAUGUUCUUUAUAAAGGUACGCUUGAAAUGCAAAAGCCGCUCAGCCUUGAUCUCAACGCAGGAUGCGUGGCGCAUUAUCGGCUUGGAAUUUGUGAUGAAUCGCCAUCGUCAGUUUACUUUCUGCAAUUGGUGUUGUUUUUCUUCUAAAAAAAGGAAACAAAUCUAAGUGUUUAAUGAUCUGGUUCUGAAGCAAGAUCAUGGAAUUAUAUUGACUAAGGUUAUUUUUUGUUGUUGUUAUUGUUGAAGCUGUAUCGGUACAGACGCUUUGCUAUAUGGACAAAAGGAUUGGGAUACCAGAGCGUACCAGUCCUCUUGAUUGGUUGCGGCCGGGGCUCUUAAAUCCAUCUACUCCGGUCUCAAGGACCUUAUUUUGUGCACUGGAGUUGGUCAUGCUGGAACAGAAAUGGACCUCCUCCAAGCACAAAUAUUGAAACAAUAUAAUUGUUCAAAACAUCUUGGUAAAGUGAAAAUCAAGGAAGCCAGCUGGAAUUGAUUUCAAUGCGGUGGUGUCCCAAGACUUUUGUCCAUCGUAUAUUACACUUUAUACAGCACACUUUGUUUACGCAGACGUUCUAUAAUGCCAAACCAUCUUAAAGUCCCGAGCAACACUCUGCUCACGGCUUGGAUUCCACUCACACAACUGCCUCAUUUACUCCCAAUAUAAUCGACUUAGCAAGUGUUUUGGGAUGACAUUUUAUUGACUUUGAUCUUUAAGGCUCUUUUUUGUUAAUAUAUAUACACACACACACAAGUGGAUGAGUCAAAUGGAUUGGCACCAGCAAAAAAGCUUUCCACCCAACACCGUGGUCAAUGUGACACUUCAAGAGAGGGCGAGACACUCUGGCGCUUGCUCGUUCAGACAGAUAAUAUCAGCGAUAUCACUAACAGCGCUGCGUUCUGUCAUAAUGAAGGAAAAGUGUUCAAUAUCCAGCAAGUGUUGCCUAAAUUUGAACAGUCACAGAGAAAAAAAAAAAAAA
This is a messenger RNA of Syngnathus acus (greater pipefish), 1878 nucleotides long. RefSeq names its product RAB18A, member RAS oncogene family (gene rab18a). Gene Ontology annotation, molecular function: GTPase activity; GTP binding. Bases 113 to 727 code for a protein of 204 amino acids. Lineage: Eukaryota; Metazoa; Chordata; Actinopteri; Syngnathiformes; Syngnathidae. The record is from RefSeq and is a predicted model, not a curated record. The transcript is spliced from 7 exons.